GGCGAAAUUCGAGAUCUUUGCUUUUAAGUUAAUUGAUUUAUUUUGCAUAUUUUUGUUGCAGAAUUUAACUAGAUGGGGAGUAGCCUCCUUCUGUAUCUUUGGUCCGAUUUCUCAUGGUCUCCUUGCUAAUUUCCUCCAUCGUCUCUUUGCUAACUCCUUCCCGUCGUCAUCGAAUUUCAUUUUGUCUAUGUCACACUCAUUCAAUCACUCUUUUCCAACCUUUUUUUCCAAAAAUUGGCAGGUCGAUUGAUUGGUGAUUAUUUGGGAAAAUUACAAUUGGAAAAAUUAAUUUACUGAUAAUUAAAGAUUAGUAGUAUGAUAAGUGUUCUGUUCUAAGUUGGUGUUUUAGAUGAUGCAAAUUGUUCGUUAGUGUUGAAUUCUGCUGCUGAUGCUUGCUUCCUGUACUGCUACCUUGCUGGUUGUCUUGCUGUUUGUGUGCUUUGACAGUGAGAGUGAGAGUGAGGUGGAUAUGAACUGAUAAUAAAAUGUCGAGAGGUUCUUAUGAAUAAUGUGGUUUCAGAUGUUCUAUUAGUAUGAUUUCUGUCUCAGUUUGAUGCCUCGAUGCUGUCAUUAGGUUGGAGAGCCACAUAGCUGCGCUUCGUAGAAUGAAGAUUAUGAGUAACUCAGGCUAGUGCUAGGAAUUUGUCUAUGAAAAGUUAUAUUAGAGAGAAUGGGGUGUGGUGUUGAUCAUGCAUUUGGCUAUUUUUUGGUUGGAGGUUAUAACGUCACUUGUUGAAAGAUAGAAAUGUAUCUUUUUCAAGUAGAUUCUGAUAGAGAGCGUCAAGCUAUAAUGUGACAAAUUUCAAAGAUAUGCUCAUAGUUUCCUUUUCGGUCUGUUCUAGAAUGGUAAAGUCCCUUAGGAGUUAGGCCGUUUGUCACUCUGUUGCGUUAAUAGUUGUUCGUUUAACUUGCUGUUAGGUGAAGACUUGCAGCUUGCAUAUCGACAGUGUGUUCAUAGCAUUCUUUAUGCUGAUAUUCCAAAUGUACUGAUUCGCAUGUUCACUUCCAUAUUGCCUUUAGGUUUUCUCUUUAUUUCGGUUUAUUGUUUCUGAGCGUUUUUGGGAAUUUUAUUUUGAAUCAUAUUUAUAGUUUAGGUUCGUAUACGAGAUGAUGUUCUAAGGACCUUUUGUCUUGUUGUGGUAAGAAUUUAUUUUAGGGUAGGAACUACAGGACCAUUAUGGAUACUUCUAGGCAGUUAGUGCCGAUCUUCUAAAUGAGAGAGGAAAGGGUUCAGGGAACAACGAGAUGGAAUAUGUCGAAAGAACUCUUGGAUUCCGCACCAGAGACCUAGAAGAAAGAGAUCUCAGAAUGGUCUUACACUCUUACUCUCCUUUGUAAACUUAUGACCCACCUUACAACGGUAGCAUUCCUUGAGUGAAAAUUAUCUUACCUUUACUCUCCAUCGAAGGCAUUUAGAUGCUUAUUCUGGAAAAAAGUUGAGGAACACCUGCAUGCUUUUUUUCUCCUCGACUCUUAUCCGGGUAGAUGAACCUAAGAACUACAAACAUUAAUGGUUUUUGGACUCAAACGAGUUCCUUUAGUUGAGAUGCUCAAACUUCAACUUUCCCAUCAAGGUCUAUAGAUGUUUAUUCUGAAUACAGCUACGAACUCCUUUUGCACCUCGAGCCAGAUUGAUGAACCUAAGAACUAAAGACGUUGUGCAUAAAGCUUUUUGUAUUAUUCUGUAGAAGGGAAAUGUUGCUUCUAAUAUCUUGACAUUGUAGGUUACUAACAUUGUUGGUGGUGCAAUUCGUUGGAGAAAAUAUCUAGAUUAUCUGAUUCUUUCGUUGUGCCAUGAUGAAAUAUCCUUCAGGAACAUGGAGCCUCUGCUAUUAUAGAUUCUUAGGAUUGGAUUUUAUGAGAUUGUUAAACCGGAAAUGCCACCAUAUGCUGUUGUUGACGAGAAUGUGAAUCUUGCCAAGUUUGCUCUUAGACCAGGUGCAGGGAACAUGGUGAAUGGGAUACUCCGAAAGCUAGUUUCACUUAAGGUUCAUAUAUUUCUUAGCAAAGAAUUCAGUUGCAAGUCUAGAAUUAGUGAUUUGCUGCAUGUUGGUGGAUAUUCCCCUCAUUUUAGCAUGUAUGGAAAGUUCAGAAAGCGGUAUGCGGAUCUAACUAGGGUCAAUUCAGCUUCUUCUUUUGCUAAAAGUAUCUCAGGCAUAUUCAGGCACAACUCAACUGCUCACCAGGAUAGCUCUGCAUCUUUUCCUAGACUCAAUUUGUUCGUAUAGCAGUAGGUAAACUCCAAUGCCAUUGAUUUUGACUGCCUAAAGUAGAAUUUAAAUUAAAACCUGAGUAUUCGUUUUUCCCCUAGAGGGAAAUAUAUGCAGCUUGUAUCUUCUAAUAUGUUACAACAACCUUCUACUUGGCUUAUUCCUCGUGUUAAUAUUGAUACAGAUA
Molecule: messenger RNA, 2397 nt
Organism: Spinacia oleracea (spinach)
Lineage: Eukaryota; Viridiplantae; Streptophyta; Magnoliopsida; Caryophyllales; Amaranthaceae
Exons: 5
Coding region: 1878-2228 (116 amino acids)
Biological process (GO): regulation of DNA-templated transcription
Molecular function (GO): RNA binding
Source: RefSeq, a predicted model, not a curated record